Lindgomyces ingoldianus is the source of this 730-nucleotide messenger RNA. RefSeq lists its product as uncharacterized. Lineage: Eukaryota; Fungi; Ascomycota; Dothideomycetes; Pleosporales; Lindgomycetaceae. The coding region runs from base 241 to 519 and encodes 92 amino acids. The record is from RefSeq and is a predicted model, not a curated record. The transcript has a single exon.
CUCCGGAUAUCUCAAGAUUACUGCGGAGACGAAUGGGCUAUCUCGAGACAUGCAGAACGGGCUGUUUAACUCUGCGCACGAUCUUAGGAAGCAAACAACAACCCAUGGAGCUGAUAUUACAGCAUUCCCCUAGGCCACCGAAUCUCGAACGAAUGAUAUCCAGCAUAUUUCCGACGAUACAAAUCUCUCUUGUUCAGCAAUAAAGGCCUCAAGGACUACGGGCAAUACGUAGCACCAAAAAUGGCCAUCUUCAAAACCGCACUCUCAGAUCCCGUAUUCCUCCGAGGCGGCAAUGGAAGCACAGGGAACUCUUCUUCCAGCAACGUUCGCGCAAACGUAGCAUCGCUCCAUCGGGCCGGAAUACCGAUCCUCUCUGGCAAACAUGAUCGGCACACUCAACGCGAACGUCAGCAUCUCGUCGACGCUGGGCCCACCCCUGCGGAAGCUAUCAAUGCGGCAAUAAGCGUGGCUGCGAAGUAUCAUCGUUUAACGGAUCGUGGCGUCAUUGCGCCCGGAUAACGCGCCGAUUUGAUCCUUUUAGGAAGUAAUCCUCUGGCUAACAUCACGAUCCUUGGGACAUGAAAAUGAUUUGGGUGGGUGGCAGAGAGUACCUCGACGUUGCGUCCCCGUCAAAGUAACUCUGUCGCUCUCUUCAGGCAAUGGAUCGCCCUUUCUAAUCCUGUCAAUUGUUUCCUGUAGUUUUAACAGGUUCUUUGUCUUUAUGAGAAGG